Cylicocyclus nassatus is the source of this 867-nucleotide messenger RNA. NCBI's taxonomy places the organism in Eukaryota, Metazoa, Nematoda, Chromadorea, Rhabditida, Strongylidae. The record is from the annotation of a GenBank genome assembly.
AUGGCGGACCUCUACAAUAAAACCAGCAGGCCUUUGCAAAGAUUCGUCAAUAAAUCAUUGUUGGUGCCACCACUGGUCAACUUCAAAGAGAUUUUCGGGGUUUCUCCCAAGUUCAAUUUGGCAACGUGUCAUAUUGAGAAAAUCAUGUGCACCUUCCGAGCAGGAAUGUUUUGUUAUUUGAAUCGAAGGAGUGAAUUUUUAAAGAAGGGAAGAAGCAUAAGCACAGAACGCUGGGGUAACAUGCUCUGCGAAGGAGGGAAACCUCUCAGGAAUACAUUUGAAGAGACUAUACGAUCACUGUCAAAGCAACCAAUAAUUUUUAACGUUAUUAGACAUCCGAUCGACAGAUUUUUGAGUGGUUUUAUUGACAAAUGUAUAAGACGGAAGAUGUGCUUUAACUGCUUUCAUUGCCCGAAGAAUCUUGAAUGUUUUAUUACCAAAUUACAUGAAACUUUGGUGGCUUACUAUACGAAAUCUAAAACAUUGACGGAAAGCGAGUACUUUUGUGUGCAGCAUUUUGCACCAGCGAAUUGGUACUGCAAUUUAGAGAAGAGUUACGACAAAAUGCUAUUCAUGCGAUAUAAUCGCUGCAACAGAAAUGAGCUAGCAGAAGACUUUGUUGCAGUGCUCAGCAAAGCACCUGUGCCUCACACUCAAACUAAUUACAUUAGAAAAGAAGUUCUGAAUUCUAGACGUGGGAAACAUGAGGAAGCCCCUCUGAAGAGUGAGAUUAUCAUGAUUUCUUAUUUCAGCAAAGCCCACAUUAUUGUACGUUCACUUAGCGCAGUAAAUCUCAAAGCCGUGAAUCUGGAUAGUACUUUAGGUGUGAAUGAAGAGGAAAGGCCUGAAGACAAGUUGUUGUUGUAG